GACGGAGAUAGUAAUAGAAAUAUUGCCAGGAUACUGUGUAUUUGUGUAUUCUGUGAGUUGUAAACGCAGUUUGAUGUAAUUUAGAAAUUAGUACACUUAAAAAUGCAGAAUGUAGCACAAGGAUCCACGUCAGAUAACCAAAAACUUGAAAAAGUGAAUGUACAGCACGAUAUAGGGAAAUCGUCGACUCCCAUAUCUUCUAACUCGAGCCCAACGAAAUCUGAAACGGAGACGUAUUCAGAACUGCAGCCAAGAUUUAUGACUGAUUCGUCAGAAAGCGAGGAGGACGACGUUUCUGAGGUUGAAUCGUUUGUUAUCGAUCAAGCGGAGUUGGACGAAGAGACACGCUUGGAAACCUCAAAGUUCCUGUCUCCUGAAGAGACAAUAGAGCCAUCUGUGGACCCAGAAACUCAAGCACGGCUCGAAGCUCUUCUUGAAGCAGCGGGUAUUGGAAAAUUAUCUGCAGGAGAUGGGAAACAUCUAGCAGAUCCGGAGGUCUUGCGGCGCUUGACUUCUAGUGUAUCUUGUGCAUUGGACGAGGCAGCAGCUGCCCUAACACGUAUGAGGAGUGAAAACCCACGCCAGCAACCUGAAAGGUCACUAGUUGAGGCUUGUACUGACGGAGACGUUGGAACAGUACGCAAACUGCUGACAGAAGGGAGAAGUGUCCACGAGACGACGGAAGAGGGGGAGAGCUUGCUCUCAUUGGCGUGUUCGGCCGGUUACUACGAGCUAGCUCAGGUGUUACUGGCCAUGCAUGCCAAUGUAGAGGAUCGAGGGAUCAAGGGUGACUGCACACCCUUGAUGGAAGCUGCAUCAGCGGGUCAUGUAGAUAUAGUGAGAUUACUCAUUGCACACUCUGCUGAUGUGAAUGCCCAGUCAUCGUCAGGCAACACACCUUUAAUGUAUGCUUGUGCUGGAGGCCAUGAAGAAGUGGUAAGGACACUUCUUGAAAACUCUGCUAAUGUUGAAGAUCAUAAUGAAAAUGGCCAUACUCCCCUGAUGGAAGCAGCCAGUGCGGGUCAUGUUGGUGUUGCAAGGAUUCUGUUGGAACAUGGUGCGGGAAUCAAUACCCACUCCAAUGAGUUUAAGGAAUCUGCACUGACUCUUGCCUGCUAUAAGGGACAUCUAGACAUGGUGCGGUUUUUGCUGGAAGCUGGAGCUGAUCAGGAACAUAAAACUGAUGAGAUGCAUACAGCUCUCAUGGAAGCUUCUAUGGAUGGUCAUGUGGAAGUUGCCAGAUUACUCCUUGAUUCUGGGGCACAGGUAAACAUGCCCACAGACAGCUUUGAGUCGCCUUUGACUCUUGCAGCCUGUGGUGGUCAUGUAGAUUUAGCAAUGCUCCUAAUUGAAAGGGGUGCGAACAUUGAAGAAGUGAAUGAUGAGGGCUACACACCACUAAUGGAAGCUGCACGUGAGGGACAUGAAGAAAUGGUUGCACUCCUGCUUAGUCAAGGUGCCAAUAUCAAUGCACAGACUGAAGAGACUCAGGAAACAGCUCUAACUUUGGCCUGUUGUGGAGGGUUCACGGAAGUUGCAGACUUCCUUCUCAAAGCAGGUGCAGACAUUGAAUUGGGAGCCUCAACUCCACUAAUGGAAGCUGCGCAGGAAGGCCAUCUAGAACUGGUCAAGUUCCUUUUGGAAAACAAUGCUGAUGUGCAUGCUCAGACACAGACAGGAGAUACAGCUCUCACGUACGCCUGUGAGAAUGGCCAUACUGAUGUGGCAGAACUCUUGCUUCAGUAUGGAGCAGAUCUGGAGCAUGAAUCAGAAGGUGGUCGAACUCCACUUAUGAAGGCUUGUCGUGCUGGACACAUGUGCACAGUACAGUUCCUCAUUUCAAAACAUGCAGAUGUCAAUCGUCAGACUACAAAUAAUGACCAUACCCCUCUGUCAUUGGCCUGUGCAGGAGGACAUCUAGCAGUUGUGGAGCUGCUGUUAGCACAAUCAGCUGAUCCUUUUCAUAAAUUGAAGGACAACUCAACAAUGCUGAUUGAGGCAGCAAAAGGUGGUCACACAAAUGUGGUUCAGUUGUUGCUGGAUUAUCCUCAUUCCAUCAUGAUGAGUACCCCCCAUCCACACAGUGUGCCAACAUCAAGUGGAGCUGUUCAGGGCAGUGGUGUUGGUGUGGUUGGGACGAUAGCAGAUUCUGGUGGAGGGGUCAUCGAAGUGCCUCCACCUAAUAUACAUCCUGUGGCACCAACACCAUCAUCAGGGGCAGCAAAGAUUACUGCAAGCCAGGCUGGGCGACUCGUAGAACAUCUUGCGCAGCAAAAACACAAUACUCAAAAAUCAUUGUUGAGAAAAAGUCGUUCUUCUGCCAUGAUGAAUGACAGUAGUCUCACCUCAGCAGAAGUCCAGCAGGUACGGAAUCAGCCUCUUGGAGAUGGUUCCAGCAGCAGUGCUGGUGUUGGAGUUCUGUCAAAAGAUGAGCCUAAUAUUUUAGACAAAGGGAGUACACCUGCUCUAGUGGAUGUUGAGAAGGCUUGGAAGCAGCAUGCAGCUAGGGAGGAUCAGAUACUACAGAAACAACAAAUUCUGGAAGAACUUCAGAGGGUUGAAAGAGAAUUACAAGAAAAAGGUCCCAAUCAGCUGCUGUUGCCAGAUGGCAGCCUUGGGCUUACAAGUGCUUCUGUGAUACCCGUGGCUCAACCUCUUGGGCUGAACAUCGAUCUCAGUCCACAGCCAUUGGCAACUCAAGGUAUGGUUUGUGCAUCAGGUGUCUCAGGGACACUAUUCCAUCAGGGGCCGAAUAAUACCAUCUCUGUGCAUAAUGCGUUUUAUACGGGUGGCAGCCAGCCAUUAGCAGGUAGUUGCCAACAGCCACAACAAGCCCAGCAGCAACAGCAGCAGCAGAAGUCUUUGACUCUGGUAGCAACAGGUCGUGAUGGGGGCUUCAUAGCUACUUCUGGUCCUUAUCCUCCACCACCUCCUGCUGCACAACCUCAGUCACAGCCACCACCUCCACCGCAGCAACAACCUGCAUCAACUGUUCCUCAGCAGCAGCAGACAAUCUCUGCAAGCUCAGAUGUUGUUCAGUCCACAGCCAUAAGUGACCGGCCUAAAGCAAAACCUGUCUCAAAGAAGGAAGUGAAGAACCUCCGUAAGCAGCAGCAACAGGCAUACCAAGCAGCUAUGCAGCAUCACCAGCAGCAACAGCAGAUGAUGCAGCAGCAGCAGCAACAACAACAAAAACAGCAGCAGCAGCCUCCACCACCACCACCUCCACAGAUACAGCAGCAGCAGCAGCAGCUGCAGCAGCAGCAACUACUGCAGCAGCAGCAGCAGCAGCAGCAGCAGACACAACAACAGUUGCAGCAGCAGCAGCAGUUGCAGCAGCAGCAGCAGCAGCAAGUCCAACAUCAGCCACAGACAACCACCCAACAAAAACAUGUUCAUUUCCAUAAUAUGAACUUCAGUCAUCAACUUCAAACUACGGCUGAACAAGCACUGCAUGAGCAGCAGCAGCAGCAGCAGCAGCAGUCACAACAACAGCAGCAGCAGUCGCAGCAGCAGCAGCAGCAGCAGCAGCCGCAGCCGCCGCUAUCGCCACACUCCAUAUUGAAGAACAGUCUGCAACCAACCUCAUUGUUGGCACCUCAUGUAAUGGUGCAGUUGACACAGUUAGAUCCUGGCAUGGUGCCAACAACUCCCCAGCAACUAAACCAGGUGUUGCAACAAAAGCAUCAGCAACAGCUACGUACCUUACAACAACAGAUACUGCCACAACCCGGUAUGGAGCACACAGAUCUGUCUGGUCUGUUGUCGGACCAACAGCAGCAUUGCCCAAUAUUUGCUGCAGCUGCAGAAGAAGCACUUGCAAUAGUGGAUAAGGCCUCAAAGUCUGAUGAAUCUAGGCUUGAAAUUGAUGAUGAUGCUAUUAAUGAUGUCACCCAAACACUGCAGAACUUCAGCAUUGAUGCUGUUGACAUAGCUGCAGCAUUGGCUGCUGGUGCUGCAGCUAGUUCCAGUGAUCGUGAGGAUCUUAAACUUCCAGUGCCAAGUAGCCAGACUGCAGCUCAAGGACAACAGUAUUCAGCAACCCAGAUGGAUGAAGCCAUCUCAGUUAUGUCCCAAGGACCUGUACAAGUUGGAACUACGCAGACGGAUGUUGCAAGAGUUGAAUAUUACGUACCUUCCACUGCUGCCCAGAUACCAGGACUGCAGGUGCAGCAUGGGUCUGGGCUGCACCUGCAGUAUCAACAGUAUCAGCUCACAACUGGUCUUCACGUGGCAACAAGUGGUGUCCAGUCACUCGAAGUCACUGGUGGGAUCCAGAUCACAGGGUCAGCUGCAACUCCUCUGCAGACAACGCAAAUACUAAAUCCCAGAUUAGGUUCUGCCUUUCAGUCACAACUGCUGUUGCAGACACCACAACUAGCAUUUCCAGGACAAGCACUGCCUCCACCAGAAUCUGGGUCAGAAGUUUCUGUGAGUUCGGGCCAAUUGCAAACUCAAGCUCAACAACAGGCACAGGCAUCUCAGCAGCUACAACAGCAACAGCAGCAGCAGCACCACCAUCACCACCACCAUCACCAUCAACCACAAACGCAGCAGCAGCAACAGCAACAGCAGCAGCAAAUACCAUCACCCCAACAACAGCAGCAACCUCCACCACCACAGCAGCAACAGCAACACCAUUCACAGCCAUAUGUGUUGCAGCAGCAGUGCUCUGCAGUGCAGGUCCAAGUUGCAACACAGACGCAGGCUACAAAUGACAAAAAAGCAAGCGUUGCAUCAAUUUCUGUGCCUGUAUCCACAACUGCUCCUGCUACUGCCGUUGCUGCUGCUCCCCCUCAGACAACAACAGGGAAAGGCAAGAAGUUAAGAUAUCCCCUCACAUUACGCCAGCCACCAAAUCAGCAAGGAACUGCAGCUGCUCCAGCAUUUAGUUCGCAGAAUAUAAACUCCAGUCUAGAAUGGUUUGAGAAAGGUGAGGUUGUGGCGCAAGAGUGUAAUGGUGCAUGUGUUUCGGGAGUAGCUGCAGCUUCAACAGCUAUGGGGUCAAGAACAGCUUCUGGGGGCACACCUCAGUGCCCCCAAGCUCCUUUCUCCUGUAUGGACGUUGAUUCAGAGACUGAUAGUAACCAUGAUACAGCACUAACGCUAGCCUGUGCUGGUGGUCAUGAGGAACUCGUUGAACUGCUGCUUUCACGUGGAGCUGAUAUAGAACACAGAGAUAAGAAAGGAUUCACGCCAUUAAUUUUGGCAGCCACAGCAGGACAUGAAAAAGUAGUAGAAAUACUGUUAAAUCAUGGUGCAGAGAUAGAAGCCCAGUCGGAGAGAACUAAGGAUACACCACUCUCUCUUGCCUGUUCAGGAGGUCGUUACGAGGUCGUGGAAUUAUUAUUACAAAGAAAUGCUAAUAAAGAACACCGUAAUGUCUCAGACUAUACGCCACUAAGUUUGGCGGCAUCUGGUGGAUAUGUUAAUAUAAUUAAGCUCCUUUUGGCGCAUGGAGCAGAAAUAAACUCUCGCACAGGUAGCAAGCUAGGCAUAUCUCCUCUCAUGCUGGCUGCAAUGAAUGGCCAUACUGCUGCGGUAAAACUACUGCUUGACAUGGGAAGUGACAUCAAUGCUCAAAUUGAGACUAAUCGCAACACAGCCCUAACACUAGCAUGUUUCCAAGGACGACAUGAAGUGGUGAGUCUUUUGCUGGAUCGCAAGGCAAAUGUUGAGCAUCGAGCAAAGACAGGUUUAACACCAUUAAUGGAAGCUGCAAGUGGUGGCUAUGUCGAAGUUGGUCGUGUCCUACUGGACAAGGGUGCUGAUGUAAAUGCACCACCUGUGCCUUCGUCACGUGAUACAGCACUGACAAUCGCUGCCGACAAGGGUCAUUGUCGGUUUGUGGAGCUUCUACUUUCAAGAGGUGCUCAGGUUGAAGUGAAGAACAAGAAGGGCAACUCACCACUCUGGUUAGCAGCAAACGGUGGACACUUAAAUGUCGUUGAGCUGUUAUACAAUGCUGGUGCAGACAUUGAUUCUCAGGAUAACAGGAAAGUCUCUUGUCUGAUGGCAGCUUUCCGGAAAGGUCACAUGAAAGUUGUAAAAUGGAUGGUCAAUCAUGUAACUCAGUUCCCAAGUGAUCAAGAAAUGACUAGAUACAUUUCAACUGUCAGUGACAAGGAGCUGUUAGAAAAGUGCCAAGACUGUGUGAAGAUCAUUCGAGCAGCAAAAGACCAACAAGCAGCCAAAGCAAACAAAAAUGCCAGCAUCUUAUUGGAAGAACUCGACAUGGAAAAAACUAGAGAAGAAUCAAAGAAGGCAGCCGCAGCUCGAAGGCGAGAAAGGAAGAAGAAGAAGAAACUUGAGAAGAAAGAAGAAAAGCGGAAGCUUCAUGAAGAAAACAAGAAGAAUGAAAUACUGUAUCAAGAAAAUGAACAAACAACAAAAAAAGAUGACGAUGAGGAGGAGGAAACUGAGAGACCUGAAGAGAAUGAAGCAGAAGAUUUGGGUGCCCAAUGUUGUGAUGACAAUGUUGGUACAGAUAGUCCAGUACGCAAUGGUGAUGUACUAGACAAAGAAGAGGGAGACAGUGGUAUUGAUGCAAAUAGCCAAGGAAGUUGCAGCAGCAAUGAUGUUAAAUCAAAAGACAAACGAAAAGAUAAGAAGAAGAAGAAAGGCCCUAGUACAAGUACAUCGACAUCCCCAAGUGGGGGAAGUGGCAGUAGCAAUAAUAGCAGUGCAAAGCCUCCUGAAAAGGAGCCAGCACUACAUCCUCCCGGAUCAGCUCACUUGGAGGCAACCUCUUCUCGCCCAUCGGUUAGUAGUUCAACCAAGACUCGUGAACAGCCUAGCUUGUCAUCAGUUUCUGGCUCUGCAACUGACAAUAAAGAUCGUAAAGAAACCACAGCUCAAGAUUCCAAAUCUGCUACACGCAGUAGCCAGCAAGGUGAACGCAAAAUUAAAGGUCACCUAGUAUUUGAGGCUUCUAGGCCACAUCCUGCUGAGAGGGAGGAUUUUGAAGCAACUGGCAACGAAACAUAUGUGCCUGCUAGUAAAGGGAAGAAAAAUUCUUAUAUGAAUCAUUACUGUGAUGCUGAGUCAAGUCUGAGCAGCAACAAAAGUGGUAUGAGCACCACAAGUCCAAAACAGAGUGGCAAGCGGGAGGAAGGGUGGAAGGAAGUUGUCCGGAAGUCCAAGAAGGUUUCUGUGCCCUUGAAUGCUAUCAGUCGGGUCAUUGGCAGAGGUGGAAGCAACAUCAAUGCCAUCCGUGGUGCUACUGGAGCACACAUUGAAGUGGAGAAACAGAGCAAAGGCCAAGGCGAAAGGAUAAUUACAAUAAAAGGUUCUGCUGAAGCAACAAGACAGGCACAUACUCUCAUUGCUGCUUUGAUCAAGGAUCCUGAUGUGGAUAUAUUGCAAAUGCUUCCAAAGUCGGCAAAGCUGUCAGUUGUAUCCAUGUCUUCAUGGGACAAAUCAGCAAUGGCACCAAAGUCAAAAACUGCAUCUGCCAAGUCUGGUGGGUCUGUGACGCUGCAAGGAACAUCAAUUCUUGGAACAGGGCCGUCUUCAUUGCUCAGCAAGCCAGUACCUGCAGUUGUAGGUGCACCGGUACCACUGUUCACUUCUUUGCGGUCAGCAUCAGCUUCAAAAUUAAGUGGAUCAUUUCCUCCUCCAGUAACAAGAGGGACAGCUCCACGCCAUGUUGCAGCAGCAGAGAAACGUGCAGCUGCGGCUGCAGCUGCUGCUGCAGCUCAGAUGGCUGCAGCUUCAAAUACAAAAACUACAAUGUCAUAUACCUCAGCCAUCAUGACAUCAGGCCGCACAUCAAAAGCAGCUAGUAGCAGUACACCACCGACAUUUGCAGCAAAACUAACAGAGGCACCACCACUGCAGGUUCCUGGAGGACUUCCAAGUUCAACAAAGUUAUCUCGGGUGGUAUCUCAGCCUACUUCAUUACCAGCAGCAAGCCAAACUUCUAUAUUGUUGCAGCAGCAACAGCACCACCAUCACCACCAACAGCAGCAGCAGCAAGCUGCUUCUCCAAAGCAUCAUAGGCCUUCCACUCAGCAGUCAACAACAGCAACAUCGACGACGCUGACUACUACUACUGCCACUACUACUGCCACCACAACCACCAGCACCAGUACCACCACCACUACCACUGCCACCAACACGAACACCACAACUUCAGCUUCCAGCUCACAAGUACCUGGAGUUCCACAACCGGGUGGUUUUCAGAUCACACCUGGUAAGGCACCAUUUCCAUCAGCAACCACACCAGCAACCAGUGCUUCAGUGGCGGCACCUGCUGCUAGUCAGUCUCAGGUGACAGUGGCCUCAACAACAGUUACUGCACGUGUUGGUACACCACAGCCACAGCAAGCAGUGUCAGUACAACAGUCACCACCACAGCAGCAGCAGCAGCAGAUGUCACAACAGUGUCAACAGCAACAAAACUUGACACAGAGUGGUCAGCAGCAGACUUCACUAGCACCUCCACCGCCCCCACCUCCAGCGACUCCGCAGCAGUCACAGAUACAUCAGCAGCAGGUAAUUUCUCAGCCUCAGCAGCAGCAGCAGCAGCAGCAGCCCCACCACCACCAACAGCAGCAGCAGCAGCAGCAACAACAACAACAACAACAACAUCAGCAGCAGCACCAGCAACAUCAGCAGCAGCAACAGCAACAACAGCACCAACAGCAGCAGCAACAUCAGCAGCAGCACCAUCACCACCAACAGCAACACCACCACCAGCAACAGCAGCAUCACCAUGUACAACAGCAGCAGCAACAAUCAUUGCAACAACAGUCAUCUCAGCAGCAGCCGCAGCAGCAGCAGCAUCACCACCACCACCACCAUCACCACCACCACAACCAGCAACAGCAGCAGGCACAACACCAACACCACCAACAGCAACAACACCAGAUUGUGCAACAGCAGUUGACACAAGCACAGCACCAACAAGCUCAGCCGCCAUCUCCAGAAACACAGCAGGUUUCUGUUGCAGCCCCAAAUGCUGCUCCACUUGAAUACUCUUUGUUCAAUGACAACUUCACAAAGGUGGCCCAGCAGUCAAUGUGGGGAAGAGACAGUGAAGCAACAAAAACAAUUAUGAAUUUUGCAAGUGUUGCAGCAACUGGUGGUGCCCCAGGAUCAGGAUCUAGCAGCUCUAGCACGAAGUUCCUUGAAAAUGUCCCUCCUCAGGUUGAUGCUGCAAAGGCACCCGGCUAUCGCGGAAAUGCUGUAUGCUCCCCAGUUUCAUCAAAAACGAGCAGCAAUAGCACAACUCCACCAUCCCUCUCUGCUGCACCAGGACCACAGUACCAGAAUGCAGCCACCUUCUCAGCAGAGUCUAUAGGGCCAUGUCUUAACCAUCCAAAUAAGCCACCCCAACAACAGGCUUCACCAAGUGGAGCUGGGGAUGCAGUAUUUGGUGCUGCACGCAGUGGUUUCCCAACAGCUGAACUUGCCCAACCUCGUGUCCCUCCAUCUCAUGACCAUGGUCCUGGACCUGCUAUUUUUGCAACUCCAGAACAGCAAACACAGCUUUUGAAAAUGGUUCCACCUGGACCAGGACCUGUUUCAGAACCUCAGUUGCUAGCUCCAUUUCAUCCUCAUCACCACCACCACCAUCAGCAGCAGCACCAUCAUCAUCAUGCUCCCCCUGUGACAACUGUGAGUAUGUCAAGACUCAAUCCCCGAGCUCCUGAUUUCAGCCUUCACCUUCCACCUGGUAAGGCUCAGCAACAGCAGCCACAACAGGCACCACCACCAGGUGCAUUUGCUUCAGGAUAUCAUAAUAGAGCUCCACCACCUCCCUCAUCUGCUCCUGGGUUAGCUGCAGUUCUGCCUGGACUCUCUGGUGUUCCAUUUGCAGCACCUGGACCAGCAGGGAAACAGCCUCCUGGACCAUAUGGUGGCCAUGGUGCAGCUGGUGCUGGAGGAAACCCACGGUGGCAGUUGUAUGGGCAGCCAUACCAUGGACCAGGACCACAUCAUCCUGCAGAUGUUGUUGGGCAGCUUGGCUUUCCUUCUGGUGCAAUAGCUCAUUUGGCUAGUCUAGCAGCUGGGCUCCCUGGCUCGGCAGACUUGCUUGCUGGUCUUGAAAAUGGAAGUGGUGGAUCGCCACCACCAUCACCUGCUGGAGGUGCAGGUGAUGGAAGAUCGACAGAAGACCGCAAAAUCCGGCCAAUAGGCACUGAGCGUGCUAGCUGGAAGAACCUUGUCAAUAAUGUAGCUGGUGAUCCUGACUGGAUGCUAGGUGCAGCUGAGCCAAAGGUGUGGCCUGGACAUACCGUGGAUCGGGGUCAUCCACAACAGCAGCAGCAGCAACAACAGCAGCAGCAGCAGCAGCAGCAACAGCAACAAAUUUUCAGAACUAACCCAUCACAUUAUGGCCGUCUGCCUUCUGCUGAUGAUUUGCAGCAUAUGGUAGAAGCUCCUUUCCAGGCAGGACAUCCAGAGAACCAACACUCAUUCCAUAAUGGCAGUGGCACAGUAGCAGCCUUGUCGUUAAUGCAUCAUGGUCUUCCGCUGAUGCCACAAUUUGGAGUUGCAGGUGCAGGAGCAGGAGCUAGUGCAGAUAUGGAUGCUGUUAAAAUGGAAGCUCCCAGUUGGGGCUUGCAAGAUGUUCAGGAGAAGCCACAUCAAUGGCAUGCCAAAUGGAGUCAUUAAGGAAGAAAUUCAGCAUAAUGUUCAGACGUGAAGCUAGUUAAAGACGUAUAUCUUCUAAACAUGAACUUUUUUUAUUAAAAAGAUCCAUCUGUAGCUUAUAAAAAUGCUUUGGUCUUUUCACCUAGUGUUUGGGAUACAGACCUCUGGUAGCUUAUUAGAAACCCCAAUCAGGAAACUCGUGCAAUUGAAAAUUCAUUUGGUUUCUAGGUAUUUUACUUUGACCCAGUCCAUGUUUUGCUAAUGGCUUGCCAAAACAGGCCACAUUUAUAGUUGACAUGCAUUAAAGCAAGUUUGCUUGUACCCAGUCUAUGGGUUUAUGUUGCACUUGUCAACUCGUGGCUCAAUGAUGGAACUUGUCCCUCUCUUAAUAUAUGAUUGUUGUGGGUGCCGCUGUAAUAUUGUAGCUAUGAGGCGCGUCGGAAAUUAGCGGUUAAUGAAUUCGGUGUAUAUAACUAUUUUGUGAACCAAGAGAUACUGUAGCUCAUCUUUCAAAAAUAAGUUCUUUGCAUGUUUCGUCCUUUAUUUGAUAAUUGCUUUGUAGUUUAAGAAAUAAAAGAAUACAGAUUUAUCUGCAAUGAAUUUUUUUCCUCUCUCAUCCUAUAGUUCUGUGAUAAGCAAAGAACUGUUCUUCAUUUUUUAUUUAGUAAGGGAACUGUUGGUCUUCAGUUUUCUGCAGUUUACCUAUACUGUCAAUCUAGUUUCGACAACAUGAGAAAAGGAAUAGAGAGCAAAUAAUAUAAAUAUGGUAGUAUUGCUGCAUAUAGAUUUGGCUGCUCUUGAAGCCUGGGUUACGGAGUUUGUUCAAGUGUUCAUUUUAUGUAAUGAUGGAACAUUUGUGUUCUCCAAGCGUAUUUUGAUCGCAUUAUAAUAAAUAUAUACGUACGUACAUAUAUAUAAAUACAAGUGAGAACGCAGAAAUGUAUUGGAAAAUAUUCUUUACCAAUUAAUGAUACAAAAGGAAAGGAGUUGACUAACAUUUCUUCCCUUUGCGUUUUGUUAAUCUCGUUUUGAAGGUGUAUUGCACACCUGUUCAUCUAUGAUGAUCAUGGGGCUCAGCCCACUUAAUUAUGAUGUUGAGCUGUGAGGCAGACUGUGUCCUUCAAGGUAUUGCCUUAUUGCACAAGUAGCCCUUGAAGGGAUUGUUGCCACACUUCCACAGAUGUAGGGAUAUUCAGUAAGUGGAUUAUGUAUAAUUGCUUGUACAUGAAGACUUAAAUAUAUCUUUAUGCACUGUGA
Schistocerca serialis cubense is the source of this 11856-nucleotide messenger RNA. It is a transcript of the gene mask, whose product is annotated as ankyrin repeat domain-containing protein 17. Gene Ontology annotation, biological process: innate immune response. The record is from RefSeq and is a predicted model, not a curated record. The transcript has 42 exons. Bases 103 to 10620 code for a protein of 3505 amino acids. Gene Ontology annotation, cellular component: cytoplasm. Lineage: Eukaryota; Metazoa; Arthropoda; Insecta; Orthoptera; Acrididae. Gene Ontology annotation, molecular function: RNA binding; protein binding.